Molecule: messenger RNA, 1849 nt
Organism: Cryphonectria parasitica EP155
Lineage: Eukaryota; Fungi; Ascomycota; Sordariomycetes; Diaporthales; Cryphonectriaceae
Exons: 3
Coding region: 738-1616 (292 amino acids)
Source: RefSeq, a predicted model, not a curated record
AGCAGUGUCAACGUGCUAUUCUUUGCACUCCUCCCCCCUCAAAAUUCUCCUAAAAGGCCUAUUCCAACCCUUCAGAUGAGGCGAGAAGGUGGACGAGAGACCAGCCGGCCCGUUCUCGAUGGCCGUCCCUAUCCCGAGCCGGAGAUGUGGGCCAGGGAAAGAAGAGGAAAAAUUCAAUUGCAGACGCGAUGACUCUUGACAUAACUCAAAUUGAUGGGGCCUUCUCUGCAGCCCACUCGCGGGAACGUGCAUGGAUCUCCUCUAUGUGGGCCUUCUUUAUGUGGACACCAUCACUGACAGUCACAAAGUCCUGGGCUAGCCAGUCAUGUGGCCAGAAUUUGGACGCCAUCGUCAAUUCUAGGAGACGGCAUGGCGGCGGCAUGGCUUCCCGGGAGUCGGUCAUGGGUCCUUUUCGGAACCCAGGUAUCAGGAAAAUGUCGUGUUCAACUUAUGGAUUAGCCCACAGACUCACAAAACAUAAAAGGAACGACAUGGGCGGCCAAGAGUGCUCUACAACCCUGCCUCUUCACAUUCCAGCCCUGCACUUUGCAUUCCAUCAAAGCCAGCUUCGACCUAUCGUCAGUCGUAUAUAUACUCUGCUGCCAAAGCACGACUAUAAUUUUCAUCAUGGCGCCAUCGACCACCACCACCAUGCCCUCACAAGAGACCUACUCUCUUGACUACUACUCCCUCAACACUGUCUUCUACGGGCCCGUCCACACCCACCAGUCGAUGUCAUGGAAUUCUCAGCAGCCGAAGCAGAAGAAGGGUCAAGAUCAGGCGGGCGCCGAGAAGAGCAGCAAGAAACAGACCGGUCGUCACUUUCUGCCCUUCCUCGGACACCGCCCCCGCGACACUCCCUCCUCUGGCGAGGCAAAGACCAUCUCCUACAGCACGUCAGACCCUCUACCCUCGCCGAGGUCGAGCUUCUCCUCUUAACCUUCUGUACGGGUCUUCAAGACGCAAUCUCGUUCCCAGACUACCACUGCUUCGCCUCGAACCAAACCGGCAACACAAUCUUCCUCGCUGUAGCCAUCAUCGUCCCCAAACUUAACGGCGACACCUUCUUCACAGCAAAUAUCGCCGUCGCCCUCGGCCUCUUCCUGGCAGGCGGCUACCUCACCGGCCAGCUCUCCCACGUCGUCGGCCCCCGCCUGCGCAUCUGGCUCAUCCUCUGCAACUUCGUCCAGACCCUCCUCGUCUUCGCUGCGGCAGCCAUCAAGCGCCACACAGGCAUCCAGGCCACCGGGCCCCUCAGUCUGCUCGUCAUCUCCCUCCUCGCCUUCGCAAGCGGCAGCCAGGUGGUGCAGAGCAGAAGCCUGCGCAUGACAGAGAUCUCGACGGCCAUGGCCACCGCCGCGUGGGUGGACCUGGUCAUCGACCCGCACCUGAUGGCCGUGCGCCAGAAGAACAGGCCCAGGAACCGAAGGCUGGCGUUCAUGGUGUCCUUGUUCGCGGGGACUCUGCUGGGCGCCGCAAUCUACAGGAUGGUUGGGUCCGAUGUCGCCAUCUUUGUGAGCGGUGGCGGCAAAGCCGUCGUGACGGGAAUGUACUUUCUGAACGGGGCCGAGGAGCGGAGCAACAAGGAGGAGGACGACGACAAGGUGGCGGUCUGAAAAUCGGCACGAAGAGACACUCAUGUGUCAUAGUCUCCAUGGUAUGUAGGUGUGUGGCAUUGGGGGUUUCUGGUAGGAAUUUUUCUUUUUUUUCGGCACUUUUUAUGAUGAUACCUCGGGUCUGCGUUCAGCAAAGGGCGUUUGAAAAGCAGCAAGCAUUUUGUAGAUCUUAUUUUUAGCAGCAUAGAACAAAAAUCACAAAAAAAGCAAUGACGAUUGUUUACUCAUACCAU